Messenger RNA from Trypanosoma rangeli, 1827 nucleotides. RefSeq names its product glucose-6-phosphate isomerase, glycosomal. NCBI's taxonomy places the organism in Eukaryota, Euglenozoa, Kinetoplastea, Trypanosomatida, Trypanosomatidae. The record is from RefSeq and is a predicted model, not a curated record. Gene Ontology annotation, cellular component: cytosol. The transcript has a single exon. Bases 1 to 1827 code for a protein of 608 amino acids. Gene Ontology annotation, molecular function: carbohydrate derivative binding; glucose-6-phosphate isomerase activity; monosaccharide binding. Gene Ontology annotation, biological process: glycolytic process; gluconeogenesis; glucose 6-phosphate metabolic process.
AUGAACGAUAAGUAUCUUGAGGAGUUGACCGCCCAUGUGCAAGAAGGUCAUGCCGCAACCGCAAAUACCAGCAUGGCUGUGGCCGCUUUUAAUUUGCCACAUGAAGUGGCACGAAGGAUGAGGCCACUUGGUGUUGUUGAUGACAAAAGCCUGGUAUCAAGCCCUUCUUGGCGUCGUCUUCAGGAAUUAUAUGAACGUCACGGGGAUGAAAGUAUAUUACAUCAGUUUGAGGAAAGUAAAGAUAGGUUUAAGCAGUACUCAUUAAAGGUGGAUUUGAAAAGUGAUGACAAAAACUUUCUUUUUCUGGAUUACUCGAAGACGCACAUAAAUGAUGAAAUAAAAGACGCCUUGUUUAAGUUGGUUGAAGAGAGAGGUGUUCGCGCAUUUAUGCGGGCACUGUUUAAUGGCGAGAAAGUCAACACAACGGAAGAUCGUUCAGUGCUGCAUAUUGCUUUGCGAAAUCGCAGCAAUCGUCCUAUUUUUGUGCACGGCCACGACGUUAUGCCUCUGGUAAACCAAGUUCUUGAACAAAUGAGGAAAAUGUCGGAAAAGGUUAGAAACGGUGAUUGGAAAGGCCAGUCAGGAAAAACUAUUCGACAUGUUGUGAACAUUGGGAUUGGAGGCAGUGAUCUGGGCCCUAUGAUGGCAUGUGAAGCGUUGAAGCCCUUUUCAGAUCGGAACAUAUCUAUGCAUUUUGUCUCAAAUAUUGAUGGAACACACCUAUCUGAGGUGUUGAAGUUAGUGGACUUAGAAACCACCCUUUUUAUCAUUGCCAGUAAGACCUUUACUACACAAGAAACCAUUACAAAUGCUUUAUCGGCACGGAAUGAGUUUUUGAAAUUUCUAAGGUCUCGAGGCAUUUCAGAAGUUGGUGCUGUCGCAAAGCACUUUGUGGCACUUUCAACAAAUGCGGAAAAAGUCAAAGAGUUUGGUAUUGAUGAAUCAAAUAUGUUCCAAUUUUGGGACUGGGUUGGUGGUCGAUACUCAUUGUGGUCUGCCAUCGGUUUAUCUCUUAUGAUUUCGGUUGGAUACGAUAACUUUGUAGAGUUAUUAACGGGUGCACACAUCAUGGAUGAACACUUUAUUAAUGCACCCACUGAAAACAAUGUGCCCAUUAUACUGGCUUUGGUUGGUAUUUGGUACAACAACUUUUUUGGCACCGAAACCCACGCUAUCUUACCAUACGAUCAGUACCUAUGGAGGUUACCAGCAUAUCUGCAACAACUUGACAUGGAAAGCAAUGGAAAAGGUGCUACCAAGAAUGGACACAUGGUAACAACUCACACUGGACCUAUUAUCUUUGGGGAGGCCGGUACGAACGGCCAACAUGCUUUCUAUCAACUUAUUCAUCAAGGGACAAAGUUGAUUCCGUGCGAUUUUAUUGGCGCAAUCCAAACUCAAAACCGUAUUGGAGAUCAUCACCGAAUUUUGAUGAGCAACUUUUUUGCCCAGACAGAGGCGCUGAUGCUUGGUAAGACUCCUGACGAAGUUCAACGAGAACUGAAGGCUGCUGGAGGAAAAUCUGAACGUGAGAUUUGUUCGCUAAUACCACACAAAACUUUUACUGGAGGCCGACCAAGUAACUCUUUGCUGGUCAAGGCUCUUACCCCACGGGCAUUGGGCGCCAUCAUUGCCAUGUAUGAGCACAAAGUUCUUGUCCAAGGGGCUAUCUGGGGGAUUAACAGCUAUGAUCAGUGGGGCGUGGAACUGGGGAAGGUGCUUGCAAAAUCUAUUCUUCCACAACUUAAGCCCGGCAAAACUGUGACAAAUCACGAUUCCUCAACAAAUGGUCUUAUUGGGUUGUUUAAUGAACGAUCUCAUCUGUGA